Molecule: messenger RNA, 2064 nt
Organism: Parastagonospora nodorum SN15
Lineage: Eukaryota; Fungi; Ascomycota; Dothideomycetes; Pleosporales; Phaeosphaeriaceae
Exons: 3
Coding region: 376-2064 (562 amino acids)
Biological process (GO): sterol metabolic process
Molecular function (GO): heme binding; iron ion binding; oxidoreductase activity, acting on paired donors, with incorporation or reduction of molecular oxygen
Source: RefSeq, a predicted model, not a curated record
GCGCAUACCUCGCCGCCAUCAGCUCACCCCGUGCCGUGUUCGUGUCAUCUGUCCGUGAUGACCACACUCAAUCUGCCCGGAUGGCAAGAAGCCGCCAGUCCCGGGCGCCAAGAAGUCGGCGACUAGUCCACUAGUCGUUACUGCGCUACCGAAAGUGCAUCGAGUCAAUCACAUCACUUCAGGGCUUGCAGUGGGCCCAUGCUCCGCCGAGAUAAUUAAACAUCGACCCUUUUCCCUAUAUCCGUGUCCGAGUUUGUCACCAGCACUGAAAUAUUAGUUUCCAGGCCGGCUGUCCUACAAAAGCCUUUUCUGCGACUUUUGCGCGCUUUCAGACUUACCAACAACCAUCGCGCCGCGUUGCCUCAACAAUUCAAGAUGGCUGUCAACGCCAGCUUUGUUUCGCCUACAGCGGAUGCCAAAGUCACCCACAUGAUGACACAGCUCGACGGCAACAGCAUACUCUCGACCAUCUACAAUGGCCUCAGCGUCUGGAGUGUGCUGUUCACAGUUCUCGCCGUAGCAGUGGCGUAUGACCAGUUCAUGUACGUCUACAGGAAAGGCUCUAUCGUAGGCCCUGCGUGGAAGGCGCCUUUCAUUGGACCAUUCCUCGAGUCUGUCAACCCCGACUUUACCAAGUACCACGCAAAAUGGGCAUCAGGUCCCCUGAGUUGCGUCUCAGUAUUCCACAAAUUCGUAGUCAUUGGAUCCACGCGCGACAUGGCCCGCAAAAUUUUCAACUCGCCUGCGUUCGUCAAGCCGUGUGUUGUCGACGCCGCUUACAAGCUCCUCCGUCCCGAAAACUGGGUCUUCCUCGAUGGCCGCGCACAUGUAGAAUACCGUAAGGGUCUUAACAGCCUCUUCACCCGUCAGGCCCUCGAACAGUACCUGCCAGGCCAGGAGGAGAUCUACAACAGCUACUUCAAGCGCUGGGUCGAGAUCUCGCAGGUGGAGAACAAGGGCGAGCACGUUCCGUGGAUGCAGGAGUUCCGUCAAUUGAUCACCGCUGUCAGCUGCAGAACCUUUGUUGGCCACUACUGCUCAGACGAGGCCGUGAAGAAGAUCGCUGAUGACUACUAUCUGAUUACUGCCGCGCUUGAGCUGGUCAACUUCCCCAUCAUCUUGCCCUUCACCAAGAGCUGGUACGGAAAGAAAUCGGCCGACAUGGUUCUUGAGGAGUUCUCCAAGUGCGCCGCCAAGGCCAAGGUCCGCAUGGCUGCCGGUGGCAAGAAGGAGUGCAUCCUUGACUUCUGGGUUGACAACAUGAUUGAAUCCGAAAAGUACCGCAAGAGGAUCGAGGCGGGCGAGAAGGUCGACCAGUCUGAAAAGCCUGCCACUGUCAUCCGCUGGUUCAGCGACAUCGAGAUCUCCAUGACCAUCUUCACCUUCCUUUUCGCCUCGCAGGACGCCACCUCCUCUGCCGCCACUUGGCUCUUCCAGAUCAUGGCCGACCGACCAGAGUUUCUUGACAAGGUUCGCGAGGAGAACAUCCAGGCCAGGAAUGGUGACAUCCACGCCCCUAUAUCUCUCGAUGCUAUCGAGAAGCUUCAAUGGACUCGCGCUGUGGUCAAGGAGACCCUCCGCUACCGCCCUCCAGUCAUCAUGGUUCCCUACCUCGCCAAGAAGGAUUUCCCUGUGACACCCGAGUACACUGUGCCCAAGGGUUCCAUGAUCAUUCCCACUACCUACAUGGCAUUGCACGACGCUGAAGCAUAUCCCAACCCCGACUCUUUCGAGCCCGAGCGAUGGAUUACUGGUACUGCUGACCAGCAGACUAAGAACUGGCUUGUGUUCGGUACCGGACCCCACUACUGUCUGGGCCAGACAUAUGCACAGGCGAACCUGAUGCUUAUGAUCGGCAAGGCCAGUAUGUUGCUGGACUGGAAUCACAAGGUCACCGACAAGAGCGAGGUGAUAAAGGUUUUUGCCACCAUCUUCCCCAUGGUAAGCUUUUCAACUCGUUUGAUACUACCUGAACAUUUGCUAACACUUCCCAGGAUGACUGCUUCCUCACAUUCAAGGACCGAACGUCAUAGAGCACCCGAUUGUUCACUUCUUCUUUCUUGA